Messenger RNA from Pelobates fuscus (common spadefoot toad), 2688 nucleotides. It is a transcript of the gene ARRDC2, whose product is annotated as arrestin domain containing 2. NCBI's taxonomy places the organism in Eukaryota, Metazoa, Chordata, Amphibia, Anura, Pelobatidae. Bases 540 to 1757 code for a protein of 405 amino acids. Gene Ontology annotation, biological process: protein transport. The transcript has 8 exons. The record is from RefSeq and is a predicted model, not a curated record. Gene Ontology annotation, cellular component: plasma membrane; cytoplasm.
UCAAUUGUUUCUCAGCGCUUACCAUAUAUGCAUUAUUUACUAUACACUAUGGAAGACUGCGUUACAUUGUAGCGAAGUAGUGCUGAGGAAGACUUGCUCAGGGCACCUGGCCGCUGGCUGGGAGGCGCGCGUGCGCGCUCAAGUUGUUUUGCACAAGAAAAGUUGGCCCUUUCUAUCCCAGGAAUCGGGCGUUUGACGGUCAGCUACACCCAUCUUGCCAUCGCACCACACCCACGUAUUCCCUGAUUGGCUGUAUUGUUAUGUUGUUCUCUGAGACGUCGCCCAUCAAAUGUAGGGUAUAUAAGCUGCGGUGUUCGAUCACUUUUAUAAUGUAUCAAACUUCCAGCGUCUUCGGAGUUGUGUCUCUUGCCUCCUGCUGUUGGCUCGUGCAGACAGGUUCUGUUGCUUGUUACAUUUUUGCACGGAUAUACUUUCUUGGUGUCUCUCGGCAGUGGACUUUUAGCACUUUCUUGUUCUGGUCCUGGUGUUCUGGCUGUAUUUUGCAACUCUGCUAGUCUAGCAACACAAAGAAUAGAAACAUGAUCUUUGACAAGGUGAAGAAGUUCCUUGUCAACUUAGACUCUCCCGAUGUAGAUACCCCACCGGUGUUCAGCAGUGGGGACACUGUCACUGGAAAGGUGUAUUUGGAGCUGCUGGCAGAUGCUAAGGUGGGAUCGGUGAAGCUACAUGCAGGGGGCUAUGCUAAGGUCCAUUGGACAGAGUCUCGGAGUGCAGGCUCCAGUACAGCUUACACCCAGAAUUACAGUGAUGAAGUGGAAUACAUCAAUCACAAAGAGACCCUACUGCACACAGAUUAUGGCACGCCUAUAAUCUUACCAGCAGGAAGGCAUGCAUUUCCUUUCACCUUCCAAUUGCCUGCUACUCUAGUGACGUCUUUCGAAGGCAAGCAUGGUAAUGUCCGCUAUUGGGUCAAAGCCAAGCUACAUCGUCCAUGGUCCACAGUAAAGAAAACUAAAAAGGAAUUUACUGUUAUUGAACCUAUCGACAUUAACACUCCAGAUUUGCUGUCUCCACAGGCAGGCUCCAAAGAAAAGGUUGCACAUGCCUGGUACUGCAAUCUAGGACCAGUAUCCAUCACUGCAAAAAUUGACAGAAAGGGCUACACUCCAGGUGAAGUCAUACCAAUUUUUGCUGAGAUUGAUAACUGUACCACUCGAAGUGUUGUACCCAAAGCAGCUAUCAUUCAGUCUCAGACGUUUAUUGCACGUGGCACCAUGAAGCAGAAAAAAUGUAUAGUGGCCACAUUAACUGGAGACUCUGUGUCUGCAGGAAAACGGGAGACCUGGCAUGGUCGUGCUCUGAAAAUUCCUCCACUUGGACCCUCAAUUAUUCAGUGUCGCAUUAUUCGUGUGGAAUAUUCUUUGAAGGUUUGUGUGGAAAUUCCAGGCUCCUCAAAACUACUUCUGGAGUUGCCAUUGGUAAUCGGAACCAUUCCCCUUCAUCCAUUUGGUAGCAGAACUUCAAGUGUAGGCAGCGAGUACAGUGUUAAUCUGGAUUGGCUGCGUAUGACUAUUCCAGAACAACCUGAGCCUCCACCUGAAUAUUCCUCCUUGGUUUCUGAAGAGGAAGUUGUGAAUAGUUUAACUCCUCCACGUCGUGCUAGUAUGGGCUGUAUCUUGGAAGGACCAUUCUAUGCCUACAUCCAGGAGUUCAGGAAUCGUCCACCUCCUCUUUAUUCAGAGGUGGAUCCUAACCCUGCUGCUGCAGACAUCCGACCUCGUUGCAUGACCUGCUGAAGGAGAACAGUCAGAGAAACUGAUAUCGAUCUACAUAUUCACCUAAAGCAGUUGGAUCUUGCAUGGACUGAAACUGAAAUGCUGUUCCACAACAAAGAACUGGGUUGCAUAGUUCUGUUUGAACCAAGAGCUGAACCAGAAUGGGGGAAGGACUGUCGUCGUUUUUUUUUUUUUUUUGUUUUCUUUUUUUCCUCCUCUAAGUGAAAUGGAGCAAGUUCAUCUGUGGCUGACUCAGCGCGGAGAAAAGAUGAUCUUGCUCAGUCCCCAGAUGAGAAUGGGUUGCUGGGGAACACUGAAAGUGGAUGACUAAUAACCACAAUUUAGCCUUUUUGUGGUCAGUAGAGCACAUUGCUUUGGUGACCUAAUUUGUCAUACUUACGAUCUAUUUAGUUUUUAUGUUUAUUGAUCACUAUUGCCUAAAUGUGAGGCCAUGUUUUCCGAUUGAAAGAAAUUGAACCUUUGAUAGCAGGUUGUAAGCAUGAGUGAUUUAGAAAUGAAGAAUACUUUUAAACACAGCAAAACAAUGUUUCUAUGUAAUGGUUUAACCAUUAAACAUUUGCUGCAGCAGACCAAAUUGUGUUUGCAUUUGUACUGCAUUGUUUAGUAAAUCUGUGACUUACUGCCUCAGGUGGUGCUUAACAAAAAAAGCGAUAAUUAUAAUAAAAGGUUUAAAUCUUACUUCCCAAAUUAAAGUACAUCGUGGUGUCUGUUUUCUUAAUCUUGUCUAUGGCUGGACAGUUGCAGUAAGGAUAUAAACCACUUCUGCUUUGUAUCCCUUAUGGUAGGAUGAGAUUUUCUUUCAAUCUUUUGUUAAGCAAAGUGUGAUUGUAUGUAGAAAAUCUAUAUUGCAGAAAUGAGAAUUCAAUUUGGAAAUUGCAAAAUAAGCCCCCCUCAUGCCUUCAUUUGCCAUGUUUGUCUUUAACCCCUUAAG